AUGGCCUCUAUCAUCGCCCGAAGAGCCCUCUCCCAACGGGCAUUCUCUACUACAGCGCGUCGCUUCGCUGCCGACCCGGCCCUCAAGGAAGAGACGAAGCGCAACCCCGAACUCAUGAUUCUGGGAGGUGUCAUGGUUCUAGCUCUAGGUGGUGCUGGUCUCUACUUCGGUCGCUCUCCUACCCAAUCCACAUCCGAGGCGCCCGUCGGCCUAGCCAAGUCGGGCAUGCCCUGGGAAACCGGCGCAACGGAAGGCAAGUACCGAUACCACCCCGGCGGUGACCCGUCUGCCGCCCCGAGGGACGCCCCCAGCGCCGUCAACGUCGUCGUCAUCCCCGACGUCAACCUGCCAAAGUCCCUUCACGACAAGUACAAUAAAUGGGGUAAGGACGGCUACUAG
Daldinia childiae is the source of this 399-nucleotide messenger RNA. RefSeq lists its product as uncharacterized. The record is from RefSeq and is a predicted model, not a curated record. Bases 1 to 399 code for a protein of 132 amino acids. The transcript is spliced from 4 exons. NCBI's taxonomy places the organism in Eukaryota, Fungi, Ascomycota, Sordariomycetes, Xylariales, Hypoxylaceae.